GGCAGUUCAAUGAGGUGGUAACUUUACGUCGCCAAAAUUUGCACUAACAUUGAACUUCUCAAAAACAUUCCGGGAAGAUUUUUGAACUUGAAAUAUUGUUUUAGCGUUCCAUAACGUCAUGCUUGUGUAUUGAAACGAUGACAGAUUCUAGCUAUUCGAAGAGUAUUGAAAUACCAAACGAUUUGGUGUUCAAGAAUCUGAAAAGUGCCAAGCGAUUCGCUAUCGAUAUUGGAGGUUCAUUAUGUAAGCUGGCAUACUAUUCUACUGUGAAGAAGAAGAGAAGUCUUGUCUCAGAUGAAGAUCUAGUGGAGGACAAACCAGGAAGUCAUAUAUACAAAGUAUCCGAGACUGAUGAGAUAGGGUACAAGCUCCAUUUUGUCAAGUUUGAGACCAAGUACAUAGAGGCGUGUCUAGAUUUCAUUCAGCAAGAUGUGAUUGGCGGCUGUCAUUUUCCUAAUAAGGUCAUCAAAGCAACUGGAGGAGGAGCCUACAAGUAUAAGGACCUAAUAACGCAGAAGCUGGGAGUUGAGGUUGACAAGGAAGAUGAGAUGGAAUGCUUGAUUAAAGGCUGCAACUUCCUCCUGAAUAACAUUCCUGAUGAGGCAUUCAUGUUUCAGAGACAUGAGAUGCCUGAGUACAGAUUUGAGCCAGUUGAUCCAAAUGUCUUCCCAUAUCUUCUAGUAAACAUUGGCUCUGGAGUGAGCAUACUAAAGGUUGAGUCAGAGAGCAAGUAUGAGCGUAUAGGUGGCACUUCCAUGGGAGGCGGGACCUUCUGGGGACUGGGCUCUCUGCUCACACAAGCCAAGGGGUUUGAUCAUCUACUACACCUGGCAGAGAAAGGAGAUCACCGCAAUAUUGAUAUGCUUGUGAAGGAUAUAUAUGGUGGGGCAUAUUCUGCAUUAGGGCUUCCUUCAGAUCUUAUAGCUAGUAGCUUUGGUAGGGCAGCUAGAUCUGCUGGAGGAACUGAAGAUGUUAGUCACAAACCAGAAGACAUUGCAAAGAGUCUGCUCCUAGGCAUCAGUAAUGAUAUUGGCCAAAUCGCCUACCUCAAUGCAAAACUACAUGGCUUAAAAAAGAUAUAUUUUGGAGGAUAUUUCAUUCGGGGCCAUCCUAUGACAAUGCACACCAUCACAUUUGCUAUCAAUUACUGGUCAAAGGGAGACAUCCAUGCUCUUUUCCUGAGGCAUGAAGGCUAUCUUGGUGCUAUAGGGGCAUUCCUCAAGGGCACUGAAGAAGCAGAUUCAGAGAAGUACUCCUGGAGAUGGUCAGAUAUGGAUGUGACAGGAUGGAAAGAGAAUUUGUAUUCCAGUUCGGGUCUUCCUAGCCCCCGUGCAUUUGAAAACCCCCUCCCCAGGGACAGAAGCUCCACCUUUGACAUGUUUGAGUUGGAUCGCUAUGAGAAACCACAGGUGCAUUUCCCAUUGCUGUUAGACCCAGCUAGUUACUUUCCUGAUACAGAGGACCUCACACAAGACCACCUUGCCAUGGAAUACUGGCUCAAUUGUUUCCAAGAUGCUAUAGAUGGGUUUGUCCAGAGGGCUAUAUCAAGUCAGCCGAAUACCAAAGAUGCUGUUGAAAGGGCCCACAAGUUCAAGGCCAACUAUAUACAGAAGUUGAAUGAACUCAGAGAAAAUCCUAUAUCUCAUGGGUCGCUAACAGUGAGGAGUUUACUAGACACGAGAGAGCAAUGUAUGGAGGAAUUUAAUUUCUCGGACCCCUUCUCAGAGCAAAAGCAGAAGGAGAACGAACACGCAUUGAAACAACUGAAGGAAUACCUCGAUACAUUGGACAAGAUGGAUUUGGACAAUCGCAACCUGUCACUCAUUGAAGGUCUCCUUGCAGGCAAUGUGUUUGACUGGGGAGCAAAGGAGAUUGCAGACAUUAUGGCUACAGGAAACUUUGGCUUUGAACAAGCAAAGAAAAAAUUGCAAGUGCGUCCUUGGUUAUUUGAUGAUUAUGAUGCCUGGGCUGAAAGACUAAAGGGUCCACCACAUAAAUGUGCCAUUAUAUUCUGUGAUAACUCUGGUAUGGAUAUCAUACUUGGAGUGGUUCCUUUUGCAAGACAGUUGUUAAUGAAUGGAACAAAGGUUCUACUGUGUGCUAAUUCAAGACCUGCCCUGAAUGAUGUGACACACAGUGAACUAAUCAUCCUCAUGAAGAAAGUGGCAGAGAUAUCCAGUGUCAUUGCAGGUGCCUUGCAAGAUCAGAAAUUGCAAGUUCUUGCCUCUGGACAAGGGUCACCUUGCUUGGAUUUAAGAUGUAUUGACCACGACCUGGCUGAGACACUAAAACAAAACGAGACAGACCUAGUGGUCAUAGAAGGUAUGGGACGUGCUGUUCACACCAACCUCCACUCUGCGUUCUCGUGUGAUUCUAUAAAAAUUGCCGUCUUAAAGAACCGCUGGCUGGCUGCAAGACUCGGUGGAGAAAUGUUUAGUAUUAUGUUCAAAUAUGAACGCUCAAAAAAAGUUCAAGUUAGCACUUGAUGAUGGACUUAUUUUAGCUUUACAAAGGUUCACAGUUUAUAGUGCCAAGACCGUCUUGAGUAUGAGUAACUUUUGAUUUAAUAUAAAUAUAAGAAUAACUAUGGUUGUGUAAAACACACAUGUAAUGUAUGUUUGAUCAUCUUCAUUUUGUGACAAUUGGUGACUAUAUGAGACUUCUACAGAAUUAUUCUACCACUAUAUACAGUGAUCUCCCCAGCAUUAAAGCAAAUGGGUGAUGC
Messenger RNA from Owenia fusiformis, 2725 nucleotides. Lineage: Eukaryota; Metazoa; Annelida; Polychaeta; Sabellida; Oweniidae. The record is from the annotation of a GenBank genome assembly.